UUGCCUACAAAAAUUGUGAUCAUUGGUGCUGGCCCAAGUGGCCUGACUCUUACCAGUUGUCUCCAUGUCAACGGCAUAACGAGCACCAUUUUCGAACGAGAUCCCUCUCCGCAUAGUCGAUCAAUAUGGGGUGGUAGCCUCGAUCUACAUCACGGCUCGGGUCAAAAAGCUAUUCGCUAUGGGCAGCUCCGGGACGGGUUUAUGAAGCAUGCACGCCAUGAAUCGCAGGAUCCUACUGUCAGUGAUAGUGCCGGAACCAAGUACCGUGUUAUUAAGGGAGUCGACUUCGGCAGACCCGAGAUCGACAGGCCUGUCUUGUGCAAGUUACAUUUAGACUCCAUUCCACCAGACUACUUUCGUUGGGGCUAA
This is a messenger RNA of Exophiala aquamarina CBS 119918, 369 nucleotides long. RefSeq lists its product as uncharacterized. The transcript has a single exon. The record is from RefSeq and is a predicted model, not a curated record. Gene Ontology annotation, molecular function: FAD binding. Lineage: Eukaryota; Fungi; Ascomycota; Eurotiomycetes; Chaetothyriales; Herpotrichiellaceae.